Camellia sinensis is the source of this 1526-nucleotide messenger RNA. Its product is annotated as protein JINGUBANG. The record is from RefSeq and is a predicted model, not a curated record. Gene Ontology annotation, molecular function: protein binding. NCBI's taxonomy places the organism in Eukaryota, Viridiplantae, Streptophyta, Magnoliopsida, Ericales, Theaceae.
CGCAUUUUGCUAAAAUACGCCCCAUCCCAUUUCAAUUUCUUUAUAAGUUUUGUGAAUUGAACCUCCCAUCCACCCAUAUAGUCUCUCUCCCUCUCUAGCCAGCUUCAGAAAUAGUACGAAAAUGAGACUUCUUCCAUGUCCUUUGCCAUGCCAAUCAUAUGAAGAUUCUGACUCUCAUCAAUUUCACUCCUCCAACAACCUCCACUCACCACACUCCUCUCUCUCCUCUCAACCAAGUCUCCCCUCCAUUCCUUCCCUAACCUCCCUUUCCUCCUCCUCCACCACCACCCACCACCACUGCAUCACCACCCUCAACCACCACUCCUCCUCCGUCUUCUCCCUCACCCUCGCCGGAAAACACCUCUACAGCGGCUCCUCCACCAGCGAAAUUCACAAAUCUAGCCGAGAUCCAUCAACCCUCGACCACUCCUCCACCACCACCACCGUCGUCGCCUCCGGCGACUCCGCCGUCAAAUCUAUAGCAAUUUUAGGAGACAAACUCUUCAGCGCUCACCAAGACCACAAAAUCCGUGUAUGGAAGAUCGAUAACAACGAUAACCAAAAACCAUACAAAAUCAUAGCAACACUUCCAACUCUCAACGAUCGCGCCGCCAAGCUGUUCUGGGCGAAGAACUACGUGGAGGUCCGGCGCCACAAGAAGUCUACCUGGGUUCAUCACGUCGAUACCGUUUCAGGUCUCGCUUUAUCUCAAAAUGGCUCUCAAAUUUUCUCUGUCUCGUGGGACCGGACUUUCAAAGUGUGGAGUACUUCCCAUUUCAAGUGUUUGGAAUCGGUGCAAAAUGCUCACGACGACGCUAUUAAUGCGAUUGUCUUGUCCACUGACGGGUUUGUUUACACUGGCUCGGCCGAUAAGAAGAUCAAGGUGUGGAAGAAGAAGGAGGGAGAGAAGAGGCAUAGUUUAAUCGAUACAUUAGAGAAACACAGAUCUGCUGUUAAUGCUUUGGCGAUUAGUACUGAUGGGUCGGUGUUGUAUUCGGGAGCUUGUGAUCGGUCCAUAAUUGUGUGGGAAAAAAAUGGUGGUGGCAGUGAUGGUGGUGGGUGUGGGAAUAUGGUGGUGGUGGGUGCACUGAGAGGGCAUACCAAGGCGAUUCUGUGCUUAGCGGUCGUGUCAAAUUUGAUAUGCAGUGGAUCUGCUGACAAAACGGUUAGGAUUUGGAGGAAAGGAAUUGAGAGGAGUUAUUCUUGUUUGGCAGUGCUUGAAGGGCCUAGAGGACCAGUCAAGUGUUUGGCUGCAGCUGUAGAUAGCUGUAAUGGUGAAAGCAAUUCUUCAUCUGGAACUAGUUAUAAGGUCUAUAGUGGUAGUUUGGAUUGUGACAUUAAGGUCUGGCAAAUUUGGGUUCCCUUCCUUUAAUGUCGUUUUCUUUUCUUUUUUCUUUUGGGUGGCAAAUUUUGUAGAUAAGAGUGAGAAGAUUACUUUUUAUUUUUUCAUUUUUAAUCUUGAUUAUAUAUGUGACACUAUUACUUCAUUAUUUAUAAUUGGGAAACAUUGUAAUGUACCCUUCAAA